Molecule: messenger RNA, 1082 nt
Organism: Nicotiana attenuata
Lineage: Eukaryota; Viridiplantae; Streptophyta; Magnoliopsida; Solanales; Solanaceae
Exons: 5
Coding region: 163-927 (254 amino acids)
Source: RefSeq, a predicted model, not a curated record
UGGAAAUUAGGAAAAGAUAUUUUCGUCAGCGCCAGAACAUUCUGUGGCGGGUAAUUAAUUCAGGCUUAUACUAAGAAAAAACAGCAAGUUAUCCACGAUAGGCCAGUGGUUGUUUUUCUUGCUCCACUAAAACCCACAUUUUUCCAUCCUAAAGCUGUAAACAUGGAAGGAAGUGCAAUCAAGGAGAAAAAGGAAGCGGGUAUCAGUAUCAGUCAGAAGAAGAAAGUAUUUGUAGCUGGUGCAACUGGGAAUACUGGGAAGAGAAUUGUUGAGCAGCUUUUGGCUAAAGGUUUUGCUGUUAAGGCCGGGGUUCGUAAUGUUGACAAGGCUAAGUCUAUCUUACCUGAAGCAAACCCUCUUCUUCAAAUUGUGAAAGCAGAUGUAACAGAGGGAUCAGCUAAACUUGCCGAUGCUAUUGGUGAUGAUUCAGAUGCUGUAAUAUGUGCUACAGGCUUCCAGCCUUCAUUGAACUUGUUGACACCUUGGAAGGUUGAUAAAUUUGGCACAGUGAACCUUGUGGAUGCAUGUCAAAAACUUGGUAUUGAUAGGUUCGUCCUUAUAAGUUCAAUUCUCGUCAAUGGAGCUGCAAUGGGUCAAUUGUUCAAUCCAGUUUACAUAAUCCUUAAUGUUAUGGGACUCGUAUUGGUAGCAAAGCUUCAAGCUGAGAGAUACAUACGUAAAUCUGGCAUCAACUACACAAUUAUUAGGCCUGGUGGGCUAAAAAAUGAUCCACCACAAGGGAAUAUAGUCAUGCAACCAGAGGACACCCUUUUUGGAGGCUCAAUAUCCAGAGAUCAGGUAGCUGAAGUUGCAGUCGAGGCAUUACUCCAUCCAGAAUCUCAUUACAAAGUCGUGGAGAUAGUGGCAGGUACUGACAUCCCUAAACGUCCAUUCGAGGAGCUCUUUGGUUCAAUAAAACAGCAGUGACUUGUAAACAUGCAAUUUUUAUUCUAUGUCCACUAAAAUACUUACUUUGAGAUGUACAAUAUGCUACAUUUCUCUUGUGUAUAUCAGUAAAUGAUGGUGCUGUUGUGAUUUGAACUGGGUAAAAGGUCUGCAAAUGAUCCCCCAUAUAUUUCUCA